AUGUCCUGUCAGAUGGGCAGAGUCCCACAUCCCUCUCCUCCACCUCAUCAGGCCUCCCGCACCACUGUCGCAUCACCAAAGGCCCGAACAGCACACCCUCUCACCAACCCAACUACCUUGACGUCGUCACUAUCGUCGAGUGUCGAUCCGGGCGGCCGAAGUGGACGUGCCCAUGAUCAACCGUCGAGCGUCAACACUCAGCUCGCAGCAGAUGGUGGCUGGCAUACGGAUUCAGCCCUCGGACAAGAACCGUAUCACCAGCUUCCAGGACCACAGGACCCUCCGUUGAGCGUCAAUCCUCAGCUCGCGGCAGAUGGUGGCUGGCAUAUGGAUCCAAACUUCGGACAAGAGCCAUACCGCCAGCCUGCAGGAGCCCACGACGUACCGACGAGCGUCAACACUCAGUUCUGGAAUCCGCCCAGGUCCACCUCCUCUGCAUCGAUUACAGGCCCUGCCUAUCCUUCUGCUCAAGUUCACCGUCGUACUGCCAACCCUCUUUCUGCAUUUGCUGUGAGCGAGUAUGGCUUCUCACCAUGCACUCAGCCACCACCUCCAGCAACUCCAGACAACCCAGUCCCAGCUGCCAGGAUCCCAGCACCACCUCAGCGUCACCAAGUCUUACCAAUCAGAGCCAGCCGUUCGAUUCGCAGGUCCAACCAGCUGCUUCACGCACAACUUCGCCUUACUGCUCGGGAGCAGUCCACUGUGCCCAGCGGUUCUGGGGCCGGAUCAGCAGCUCCUCGUCGUUCCAUGCAACUGCAGCACGGUGCUUGUGAUCGCAUCCAAUCUCUCGACCGCCGUCACCAUCGCUACAACCGCCAACGCCGACUUCAACGAGUUGUUGCCGAUUCAAUCAACGGGAUGACCAUCUCAGCGGCUCGACAGCUGCAAGCUGAGCGUGCGUUCUUCUCACCAUCAUCCUCGCCAUCGUUGCUGGCAUCGACCCGCACUCCUCGGACACCAGAGCCGAGACCCGCGUCGCCACACCUGCUUCCCGAACACAUCUACCGCUCGCAACAAGCCCGCUCUACGCCUGCAUUCACCUCACCGCCUUCGCCACCGUUGCCCAUUCCAGCGCCGCGCUACAUUCUCCGCUCGCAGCAAUAG
This is a messenger RNA of Zasmidium cellare ATCC 36951, 1107 nucleotides long. RefSeq lists its product as uncharacterized. NCBI's taxonomy places the organism in Eukaryota, Fungi, Ascomycota, Dothideomycetes, Mycosphaerellales, Mycosphaerellaceae. The record is from RefSeq and is a predicted model, not a curated record. The coding region runs from base 1 to 1107 and encodes 368 amino acids. The transcript has 2 exons.